UUCUCUGUCUGACAUGGACGUCAGUGUCGGCCCAAGCGCUCACGAGUAUGCAUCAUCUACGGACAGCAAUCGCAUUGAUAGGGCCGAGUUCCAAGCUGUGCAGCAGAGCAAAGAAGCCAGAAUAAAACGAAGACUUGAAAAAAACAGGCUGAAGGCAUCGACAAUGCUGAAGGAUGUGUGCUGUAUAGAGCUGGAAUUGAUGAUUCUGUAUAAUUUCCGGCCGAGUUACAGUGAACACCGCAAAUUGUUUUUUUUUCAAGACGUCCUGGGGGAAGCUCUGUCACGGGCUAAUGGUUUAAUAUUUUUGCAUGAAAAAUUUACAGAACAUAGAUACUCGUUCGCGAAUGUUAUGUACCCUGAUGGAGCUAGACACUUUCCUCCUCUGCCAAGGGCGAAAUCAAGGCCGGUAGGAUUGUCAUUUGUUCACGUCAUCGACAGUCCUCCUGAGCCAACAACGGGCAAUGCUUCGAACUCUAAUAUCUCCAGGAUGGAAGAAUUACUCAUAUCAUUCAAAAAUGAUAUUACAACAGAAUUCAGGAAAAUAAAUGAUAGAAUUUCAACAAAUACUACCCGAAUCGACCAAAUAAUGGCCGCUCUCUUCUCCGAUGACGAAUAA
Cotesia glomerata is the source of this 616-nucleotide messenger RNA. RefSeq lists its product as uncharacterized. The transcript is spliced from 3 exons. Lineage: Eukaryota; Metazoa; Arthropoda; Insecta; Hymenoptera; Braconidae. The record is from RefSeq and is a predicted model, not a curated record. Bases 14 to 616 code for a protein of 200 amino acids.